Molecule: messenger RNA, 3457 nt
Organism: Colletotrichum destructivum
Lineage: Eukaryota; Fungi; Ascomycota; Sordariomycetes; Glomerellales; Glomerellaceae
Product: Putative Flavoprotein-like superfamily
Exons: 3
Coding region: 1001-3079 (692 amino acids)
Cellular component (GO): cytosol
Molecular function (GO): NADPH-hemoprotein reductase activity; FMN binding; flavin adenine dinucleotide binding
Source: RefSeq, a predicted model, not a curated record
CAUCGAUAUCACUGCUGCGGUAUCUCUUGCGCGCUGCGUCUAUAAUUUUUCCGUUCCUUUUUCUUUUAGAGUUGGAGGUCGCUUUGCAGAGGCGCAGCGUCUGAGUCGGACGGACACCUACCUCUCCGCACACACCCCAGUCGGAACGUCCUUCCUGCACGGACCGGUAAGUCCACUUCGAAUGUUUUGCCCGCGUACCUGUCUACCUACCUACCUCCCUACUGCACCGAGGCCAUAAAGUACCUGCCUACCUACUUUACGGUAAGGUCAAGGUACGCUUUGCUGUCUUUUCGCGUGCUGGACGGACACUCUCUGGACCCUCUUCCCGUCCCGUCCCACCAGUGGCCACCCCACAGCCCAGUCAGUGUGCGCUUUUUGGGUUACCUAGGUACCUUAGGUUCAAACUUGUUGCGCUGCAACUGGAGAAAUACCAGGCUGCUUCGUUCGCUAUUGGCGCCGGCCGCCGAUGCUGGCGCUGUGUGUGUCCGAAACUCGGCAUCUUUUUUCGUCUCACGCCUCUCUCUCUGCGUACCCUCGCUUCCCGCUCGCUUUCUCUCUCUCGCUCUCUCCCCCCCCCCCUCUCACACACACACACACACACACUUCUCUCUGCCUGGCCGACCCUCCCAAGCGUCCCCACCUCCGGCCCAUUGUCGAAUCAUCCCGGCUGAUCUCAUGUGAACACGAUUGCAGUAUCUUGUACCCUUCGAGGCUUCGACUUUCCCCAACUCCCUCCAACAAUCCAGCGACUGCUAGAUCGCCCCCAAGCCCGCCUACACACGGCUGUCAGCUCGGCAAUCACAAGUCCCGGUGGUUCGUCUCCUCGACCGCCGACAAUCUCACCGUCCUCUUUUUCUUUUUCUUCUUCCUCACUUUCCCUUUUACACUAUCUCGGUCUACGACAAACCCCUCUUGCUCUCCCGCACAAACCCUCUCGGAAUCUCGGUGCCUCCGAGUUGCAACCUUCUCCGAGCAGCACAGUUGAGUCCGACGGCCCAAUAUGGCGGAACUCGAUACCCUGGACAUCAUUGUCCUGGCCGCCAUCCUUUUGGGUACGGCCGCCUACUUCACCAAGGGUAAAUACUGGGGAGUCGUCAAGGACCCGUAUGCCAACGCCUUCGCCAACGCAAAUGGAGCCAAGGCCGGCAAGACGCGAAACAUCUUGGAGAAGAUGGAAGAGUCGGGCAAGAACUGCAUCGUCUUCUAUGGAUCCCAAACCGGUACCGCCGAGGAUUACGCCUCGAGACUCGCAAAGGAGGGCAAGAGCCGUUUCGGCCUCGAGACCAUGGUCGCCGAUCUUGAGGACUACGACUACGACAACCUCGACGCUAUUCCCAGCGACAAGGUCGUCAUGUUUGUUCUCGCCACCUAUGGCGAGGGCGAGCCCACCGAUAAUGCCGUUGACUUUUACGAGUUCAUCACCGGCGAGGACGUCUCCUUCUCCGAGGGCAAUGACCCCGCUCUGAGCAACCUCAACUUUGUCGCUUUCGGCCUUGGUAACAACACCUACGAACACUACAACUCCAUGGUUCGCAACGUCACAAAGGCUCUCGUGAAGCUCGGCGCCCACAAGAUCGGCGAGGCUGGCGAGGGCGAUGACGGCGCCGGCACCAUGGAGGAGGACUUUUUGGCCUGGAAGGACCCCAUGUGGUCUGCUCUCGCCGAGAAGAUGGGCUUGGAGGAGCGUGAGGCUGUCUACGAGCCCACCUUCAGUAUCCUGGAGCGCGAGGGCCUCGACGCAUCGUCCCCCGAGGUCUACGUCGGAGAGCCCAACAAGAUGCACCUCGAGGGCACCGCCAAGGGCCCCUUCAACGCUCACAACCCCUACAUCGCUCCCAUUGCCGAAUCCAAGGAACUCUUUAGCGUCAAGGACCGAAACUGCCUGCACAUGGAGGUCGACAUUAGCGGAUCCAAUUUGUCCUACCAGACCGGCGACCACAUCGCCAUCUGGCCCACGAACCCCGGCGAGGAGGUGGACCGCUUCCUGGACCUCGUCGGACUUACGGACAAGAGACACUCGGUCAUCAGCGUCAAGGCUCUCGAGCCCACCGCCAAGGUUCCUUUCCCUACACCCACCACGUACGAUGCCAUCAUCCGCUACCACCUCGAGAUCUGCGCCCCCGUCUCGCGUCAGUUCGUUUCCACCCUUGCCGCCUUCGCCCCUAGCGAAGACAUCAAGGCCGAGAUGGUCAGGCUUGGUGGCGAUAAGGAUCUCUUCCAUGAGAAGACGGGUGCUCACUUCUUCAACAUUGCCCGGUUCCUCGACUCUGUCAGCGGCGGCCAAAAGUGGACCAACAUCCCCUUCUCCGCUUGGAUCGAGGGUCUGACGAAGCUGCAACCCCGCUACUACUCCAUCUCCUCAUCGUCUCUGGUUCAGCCCAAGAAGAUCUCUAUCACCGCUGUCGUUGAGAACCAGACGCUCCCUGGCCGUGACGACGCGUUCCGCGGCGUCGCUACCAACUAUCUCUUGGCCCUCAAGCAGAAGCAGAAUGGCGACCCCGAGCCGACCGCCUUCGGCCUGACAUACGAAAUCACCGGCCCCAGAAACAAGUACGACGGAAUCCACGUCCCUGUCCAUGUCCGCCACUCCAACUUCAAGCUGCCCUCCGAUCCCUCCAAACCCGUCAUCUGCAUCGGUCCCGGCACCGGUGUCGCUCCUUUCCGCGGUUUCAUCCAGGAGAGAGCCAAGCUCGCUCGCGAGGGCGCCGAUGUCGGCCAGACGAUUCUCUUUUUCGGAUGCCGCAAGUCGACCGAGGACUUUUUGUACAAGGACGAGUGGGAGCAAUACAAGAAGGAUCUCGGCGACAAGUUCGAGCUCGUCACUGCAUUCUCCCGUGAGGGUCCCAAGAAGGUCUACGUCCAGCACCGCCUCAAGGAGCGUUCCGAGGAGAUCAAUAAGCUUCUCGAGAAGAAGGCCUACUUCUAUGUGUGCGGCGACGCCGCAAACAUGGCCCGCGAGGUCAACACCGUUCUCGCACAGAUCCUGUCAGAGCAGCGAGGCAUCUCAGAGGCCAAGGCGGAGGAGAUCGUCAAGAACAUGAGGGCAGCAAACCAGUACCAGGAGGACGUCUGGUCAUAGAUCCGGCCUCGGUCAUCGAGGCGAGGAUGUUAACGAACCAAGUAUUUCUGCGCAAACGAGAACAGGCGCACAUAGGGGGUCGUGUGCGUGGGGAUGUGCGCACGUCUUCUAUAAUAGCAUAGGGCGGCGUAUGUUGUGUGCAUGUUGGUCGGGAAUGGGACGAUCUGGGGAACUGUCUCGCGACCCUACACCCAGCCCAUCUACGUUUUUUGUGAGCAUUUCCGCGCACCGUCGGAGCAGAGCCAAUCUUGUCGAAGCCCUGCAAAGGAGAGGAAAGAGGGGCGGAGCUAAUUUGGUUCAAUGUGGCAUAUGACCUCUUUUAUUUUUUUUCUUGAGUUAUCGCCGGCCCUGCUAUUUGAGCUUGGACCGCAGCAGAGU